GGGGGCGCGCUUACGUUACUGGGGCAGCUACUGCUGUCACGCAAACUGUGACGAGGGACGCGGGUUGAAACAGAUCCGCGAAAACUGAACAGACCGAACGGACACCGGAAGCAACGGGACCGUGGGGCUGGGGCCAUGGGUCAGGAGUUUCACGUCGUCUGGUGUUUCCGCUGUCAGAGCUUCCAGGUGCAACAGGUGAAGAAAGCGAGAAAGUGGAGCUGUAAACUGUGUGGAGAGAAACAGUCAUUGCUGAAGGAGUUUGGGCGGGGCAAUGCGGCAGACUGCAGACGUCACGUUCAGAAACUAAACACCAUGAGAGGAGCCAUGAUGGAGGAGCAAGAGCGAUGCACUUGGUCACUAUGGGAGCAGGAGCAGCAGGAGGCGCAGCAGGAGGACGAGCAGCAGACAGACGAACCGGUGAGCCGCUGGAGCAAAUACUUGGACACACCUGAGGAGGUGGAGCAAGACGAUGAGGCAGAGCCUGAGGAGAAGGAUUUAGGAAAUCGAAGGCAGCUCCAUGGCAUCAAGAUGACUGACAGGAAGAGGAAGCGAGCCGAGGAAGCAGGAGCAGAGGAUGUCCACACAUCUGAACAGCUAAACUGUAUGAAACUCCAAACACCUUCAACCAUGAACACCUGUAGCCCCACCCUCUCCACCACCAGGUGGGCUCAUUUCCUCAGCCCUGACUCAAAGGUGCAGGAGGGGGAGAAGCCUACAGUUCAUGAGUGUAGUCAGUCUUUAAGCGGUGUCGCUGCUCCCUCCUGCGCUGGAAUAAUCAGCAGGCCCCGCCCUCUUCUUCCUGUUACCUCCAUGUUUGACAGCGGCGAGGACUUUAACUUUGACGACGACUUCCUUGUUAAACGUCGCCCGGAGUGACCGUGCAUUUGUUUGUUUCUAAAGAGGAGACUCUGACAGACUGUGCUUUUCUUCAUGCUUUUAUUGCUCACACAGAAACGUUUAUAGGAUGAUCAAUAAAGAGAACAGAAACAUUGA
Molecule: messenger RNA, 993 nt
Organism: Oreochromis aureus
Lineage: Eukaryota; Metazoa; Chordata; Actinopteri; Cichliformes; Cichlidae
Product: MRN complex interacting protein
Exons: 6
Coding region: 136-876 (246 amino acids)
Biological process (GO): mitotic G2 DNA damage checkpoint signaling
Cellular component (GO): nucleus
Molecular function (GO): chromatin binding
Source: RefSeq, a predicted model, not a curated record